AUGGAACUCAACAAAGCCACAAUCAAAGGAAAUAUUGAGAUCUGCCAAAUGCUAUUUAAGGAACUAGGCUUGGACACUUCAACCCUUGAGUUUGCACAAUUUGUUUGCAUACUUGCUGGCAAUCAACUUACAGUGUCACAGCUCCAUACAAUCAGCAAAAACCAAAUAGGGCAUGAAUCCAGCUAUGAGUUGUUUGAAUGGCUUGUCCCCAUAAUUGGCUUAUUCCACUUGAAGAUGGCUCAGACACAGGGAAUUUUGGAGACGCACCUUGGGCACUCAAACUCCAGCCAUAAUCCAACAUCUCUUGCAUUUCAAAACACAAUACUCCAUCAAAAGCCUAUUCCUACACCAAUGCCCUUUCACACUGCUUGUGACUUGAUUCAGGUAUUGCUCUAUGCUUGCAUUCUGCAUUGUUUUCAACUUGUCUCCAGAAACACAAGCUUGUCAACCCUAGCAAACCAACUCUCUUUGCUUGACUCUCAGGAUUCUGAAGAUCCUCCAACACGCUUGUUUCACCAGCUGAGACAGUACGCCCAAGACCUAUACCAGGAGCAUGCUAGUACUCAAAAGGUUUACCAUCUCCAGCAAGCUUGGAAGGCUGGAGGCAAGGGGUCUGAUGCUGGCAACGCUAGAUUUGAGGACUCCAGUUUAUUCAUACAAGAUGCACUAGAACUUCAGGCAUACACUGUGGCAAUCAAGGCCGGAGACUCUGGAAGGGCUCUCAUAUUGCUGAAGCUAUGGGCUCUUGCAUUCUGUGCUAAUGGUCAAUCCAAGUACAUGCAGGAGAUGCUUUACUUGAUUCAUAAUUUAACCCAUGUAUGGCCGCAACCACUUUGGGAUAUUAUACUCAAUAACUGGCUCCUCAAUCCAACUGGGAACCCAAAUUCACAUGUUGAACUAGAUCUAGUUCAAGAACAUCUCAUUUUUUGGAUCAAGAAUAUGUACAAAGCACACAGAAGUGGUGCCUCAUGGGAGUGGUUGGCCCACAUCUCUCUGUGCGUUGACUUCCUUUGCCAACUCACAAGAGAGUUUCAGCAAACCCUGGGUGAUGAUCAAGGCGCCAAGCACGCUCAGGCUGAUCUAUCCCAUUCAAUAGAUACAUUAAUAUGCAGUUUUACCACCAAUGAAAUACACACCAUCAAACCUGGAUGGUCUAGAGCCAAUGCCAAUGGACCACCCAUAGUUGACAUGAUAACCAAGGGGAUGCGCCAACUUGUUCAUGGCACUGACAGACCAAUUGCAAAAUUUAAUCAAGAGCUUGAGCGGCUUCAGAAGCGCCGUAAGCUCAUGCCAGUGUCAACGCAGUGGGAGCAUUUUCAAUCCACAAUGGAAACCUUGGACACACACAAGCACAAGAACAUGAAUGGCACUGAAGGCAAAAGCAAAGACAAGUGGGAGAGUAUGCACAUUAGCAAAGCUCAGAGUGAUAGCUCCAAGUUAGGGGUUGAAGAUCAAGGCAAACACAGCAACUCCAAAACUGAAGCAGAGGAGUUGGAAUCCAAAGAAGGCAAGGACAAGGAGUUUAGGCAAGAGGCAUUUAGUCUAGAAUUUGAACUUGGAAACAAAGUCUUCAAUGCGUUUGGUGAUCCAAGCAAAUCUGAGGAAGAAGAGCCUGCUGCAUGCAGCAAGCUUGAUAGUGACAACAACAGUCUCAUUGAUGAGCUGUAG
Messenger RNA from Rhizoctonia solani, 1668 nucleotides. RefSeq lists its product as uncharacterized. The record is from RefSeq and is a predicted model, not a curated record. The transcript is spliced from 3 exons. Lineage: Eukaryota; Fungi; Basidiomycota; Agaricomycetes; Cantharellales; Ceratobasidiaceae. Bases 1 to 1668 code for a protein of 555 amino acids.